Molecule: messenger RNA, 2987 nt
Organism: Nerophis ophidion (straightnose pipefish)
Lineage: Eukaryota; Metazoa; Chordata; Actinopteri; Syngnathiformes; Syngnathidae
Gene: s100z
Product: S100 calcium binding protein Z
Exons: 3
Coding region: 2582-2878 (98 amino acids)
Cellular component (GO): cytoplasm
Molecular function (GO): calcium ion binding
Source: RefSeq, a predicted model, not a curated record
CACUUAGGGAGUGUGUGGGAGGAAAACCAGGUUGCACUAAUUUGAUAUCAAAACGUUGAUCCAGGUGUCACUAAUUUGAUAUCAAAACACUGAUCCAGGUCUCACUAAUUUAAUAUCAAAAGACUGAUCCAGGUCUCGCUAAUUUGAUAUCAAAACACUGAUCAAAGUCUCGUUAAUUUGAUAUCAAAACACUGAUCCAGGUCUCGCUAAUAUGAUAUCAAAACACCUAUCCAGGUUUCGCUAAUAUGAUAUCAAAACACCUAUCCAGGUUUCGCUCAUUUGACAUCAAAACACUGAUCCGGGUCUCGCUAAUUUGAUAUCACAACACUGAUCCAGGUCUUGCUUAUUUGAUAUCAAAUUACUGAUCCAGGUCUUGCUUAUUUGAUAUCAAAACACUGAUCCAAGUCUCGCUAAUUUGAUAUCAAAACACUGAUCCAGGUUUCGCUAAUAUGAUAUCAAAACACCUGUCCUGGUUUCGCUAAUAUGAUAUCAAAACGCCUAUCCAGGUUUCGCUCAUUUGACAUCAAAACACUGAUCCAGGUCUCACUAAUUAAAUAUUAUUUGGUAUCAAAACACUGAUCUAGGUCUCACUAAUUAGAUACAAUUUGGUAUCAAAGCACUGAUCCACCCCCCAUGAUGCUCAGUGCUCCUCCCAGAGGCGCUUCUCUCGUCAACGUAACAAAUGGAAAGUUGUUGCAAGGGGGAGAAAUGUUGCAGGCGCACCUGACUGUUCCAAACCUCGUCCUGCGGGCGUCACGGGGCCCAGAAUGAUGAAAGGACCAAACCCUGCUAAAAAUAACCCUGACAAGAAACAUGGCAGGAUUGUGACAUGGUGGAACAAGUCGCUACAAGUGCGGAGGGGGAAAAAAGCUACAUUGACCUCCUCUUAAGGCGCUUUCACACCUCAGUGGCUUUUUAUCAAAGUGCAGCUCUUUUUUUUAAACCACCUUUUGUGAUACAAACCCCAAAACCAGUGAAGUUGUCAUGUUGUGUAAAUGGUGAAUAGAAACCGUAUACAAUGAUUUUUUAACCCUUUAUAACCUUUAUUCAAUUGAAUAGACUGCAAAGACAAGAUAUUUAAUGUUUCAACUGGAAACUUUUGCUAUUUUUUGCAAAUAUUUGCUCAUUUGGAAUUAGAUGCUUGCAAUAUGUUUCAAAAAAGCUGGCACAAGUGGCAAAAGUUGAGGAAUGCUGAUCAAACACUUAUUUGGAACAUCCCACAGGUGAACGGGCUAAUUGGGAACAGGUGGGAGCCAUGACUGGGUAUAAAAGCAGCUUCCGUGAAUUGCUCAGUCAUUCACAAACAAGGACGGGGCGAGGGUCACCAGUUUGUCAACAAAUGCGUAAGCAAAUUGUUUAAGAACAACAUUUCUCAAGCAGCUAUUGUAAGGAAUUUAGUGAUUUCACUACAGACGGUCCAUAAUAUCAUCAAAAUGUUCAGAGAAUCUGGAGAAAUCACUGUACGUAAGCCAUUAUAUUACGGACCUCGGAUCCCUCAGGCGGUAAUGCAUCAAAAAGCAAAAUCAGUGUGUAAAGGAUAUCACCACAUGUGCUCAGCAACACUUCAGAAAACCACUAUCAGUAACUACAGUUGGUCGCUACAUCUGUAGGUGCAAGUUUGAACUCUACUAUGCAAAGCCACAGCCAUUUAUCAACAACACCCAGAUAUGCCGCAGGCAUCGCUGGGCCCGAGCUCACCUAAGAUGGUCUAAUGCAAAGUGUAAAAGUGUUCUGUGGUCUGACGAGUCUACAAUUCAAAUUGUUUUUGGAAACUGUGGACGUCGUGUCCUCCGGACCAAAAAUGAAAAUAACCAUCAGGAUUGUUCUAGGAGCAAAGUGUAAAAGCCAGCAUCGGUGAUGGUAUGGGGGUGCAUUAGUGCCCAAGGCAUGGGUAACGUGCACAUCUGUGAAGGCACCAUUAAUGCUGAGAGGUACAUACAGGUUAUUAAGCAACAUAUGUCGCCAUCCAAGCAACAUCAUCAUGGACGCCCCUGCUUAUUUCAGCAAGACAAUGCCAUUCCACGUGUUACAACAGCGGGUACUAGACUGGCCUGCCUGUAGUCCAGAUUUGUCUCCCAUUGAAAAUGUGUGGUGCAUUAUGAAGCCUAAAAUACCACAACGGAGACUGUUUAACAACUUAAGCUGUACAUCAAGCAAGAAUUUGAAAGAAUUCCACCUGUAAAGCUUAAAAAAUGUGUCUCCUCAAUUCCCAAACCUUUACUGAGAGUUGUUAAAAAGAAAGGCCAUGUAACAAAGUGGUAACACAACUUUUUUUCAAUGUGUUGCUGCCAUUAAGAAAAAAACAGUUUCUUUGACAUAAAAGUAACACCAUGGCGGCGUGGAAACACAUUUGAUACAGGCGUCAAAUCGGGACAUGACUGCGUGCGGGCUGGAAGCCUUGAUGAGCACCCACGGGUGCCACGGGGUCACACCAGAGCGUUAUGUUUUCCAUCCAGCCUGGAAAGGAAGACGGUUACCAUGGACGCCGUGGAAUUAAUUAGACGCCGGGGCGGCCCCGCCCCUCACUUCCUCACAAACAAGCUGCCGUGCCGCAUCACACCUGACCAGGUCUCCUCACAGGAUGCCGAGCCAGCUGGAGGGCGCCAUGGACGCGCUUAUAGCGGUCUUCUACAACUACUCGGGCCACGACGGGGACAAGUACAAGCUGAACAAGGGCGAGCUCAAGCAGCUGCUGCAUAGCGAGCUCACCGACUUCCUCACGUCCCAGAAGGACCCCUUGCUGGUGGAGAAGAUUAUGAACGAUCUGGACUCCAACAAGGACAACGAGGUGGACUUCAACGAGUUUGUGGUGCUGGUGGCGGCCCUCACCGUGGCCUGCAACGACUUCUUCCAGGAACAGCAGAAGAAAACCAAGUAGACCUGAGCCCUAAACAUGUUUCCCAUUGUUUUUCCCAUUCAACUGUAAGUCAAUUUGAUCGUUGUAAUUAUUGAUAAGUCUUGUAUUGCACAGUCGAUUCAAUAAAUGU